This is a messenger RNA of Mangifera indica (mango), 2149 nucleotides long. RefSeq names its product zinc finger protein GAI-ASSOCIATED FACTOR 1-like. The record is from RefSeq and is a predicted model, not a curated record. Gene Ontology annotation, molecular function: DNA-binding transcription factor activity. Bases 242 to 1945 code for a protein of 567 amino acids. The transcript has 3 exons. NCBI's taxonomy places the organism in Eukaryota, Viridiplantae, Streptophyta, Magnoliopsida, Sapindales, Anacardiaceae. Gene Ontology annotation, cellular component: nucleus.
UCAAUUCUAGUCUUAUGUAGCAGAUAUAUAGUUAUCUUCUUCACCGGAAAUGAAGGAGAGUUCCCUGGUUUUUGUCUUCCUCUAGUGAGAGCAGAUUCCUGAUUUUGUGUUCACCAAAAAACAAGCCCCCAUCUUUAGUGAGAUUACCAACAAGAAGAAAGAAAGAAAGAAAAGAUAGAGUUUUGGAAAAGGGAAAAAAGACAGACAAAUUUUUAUAAUUAUCUCAAUAUCUUUUGUAUUAAUGUCAAAUAUCACAGGUAACGAAGGGAGUUUCUCUUCAGGAAAUACUGGGGAAGAAGUCCACCAGCUUCAAGAAACGCAGCACCAUCAAAACCUACAAAAUCACUUGCAGGGUUCAACUUCAGGACCUUCAGCUACAACUAACAGCAAUGGCUCUAACUCUCAACAACAACCAGCACAGAAGAAGAAAAGGAAUCUUCCCGGAACUCCAGAUCCUAAUGCUGAAGUUGUUGCCCUAUCUCCAACAACUCUAAUGGCUACAAACCGCUUCGUGUGUGAGAUUUGCAACAAGGGGUUUCAAAGGGACCAAAACCUACAGCUGCACAGGAGAGGCCAUAAUCUUCCAUGGAAGCUCAGGCAAAGGACCACAACGGAGGUCAGAAAACGGGUGUAUAUAUGCCCCGAGCCAUCAUGUGUCCACCACAACCCUGCUCGUGCACUAGGAGACCUUACGGGCGUCAAAAAGCACUUCAGCCGUAAACAUGGGGAGAAGAAAUGGAAAUGUGACAAAUGUUCCAAGAAAUAUGCAGUGCAAACCGAUUGGAAAGCCCAUCAAAAGACAUGCGGUACUAGGGAAUACAAAUGCGACUGUGGAACCAUCUUUUCCAGACGAGAUAGCUUCAUCACCCACAGAGCUUUCUGUGAUGCAUUGGCUGAAGAAAACAACAAAGUAACCCAAGGACUAAUGAACAACAUUAGAUCAAACAUGCGAAGCCAGAUGCCAGAGCUUAUGUCAUCAAUGCCCUUAAACAGCGCUGCCAUUAAAUCCAUUGGAAUAUCUGAUUUCAACAAUUUUGACCCCAAGAACCCUCUCAAAUCCCUUCCUCAAGAUCUAGUCCCAAUACCUUUUAAGCCCAUGAACAUGGGAGCAGGUAUGUUUUCCAGCAGCUCCGGGCCUCUCUUUGGUGCACCGAGAAACAUUUCCUCAUCUUCUUCAACCCUCCAGCUUAGCUCCAAUGCCGCAUCUGGAUUCAACUAUCUCCAGGAUAGUAAAAAUGGAAGUCAAAUUUGGGGAACGGCUCACAUGUCAGCCACAGCCUUGUUGCAGAAAGCAGCCCAAAUGGGUGCAACCGCAAGCAAUAGUAUAAACUCUCCCAUGAUGCAAAAGAGCUUUUCUAGUAGCGUGACAAGUCCUGACCUGCUGUCUUCAAUUAAACCACCAUCUUAUGGAGCCAUUCAGCAACACAACACUUCAUAUGAACAUUUCCCAUCUCAGCCCGAUCAAUCAAACAUGGUCGGAAUCAAUGGUGGUGCAUUCACUAGCCAUAUCACGCCAAAGACCCCACAAGAAAUAUCACAAUUUUUUGAUACUGGUACAGGAAGUCAAGCAAUGAAUGAUAUGGGAAUGUUUACUAGCAUGUACAUGAGUGGUGAACAAAACCAAUUCUUGAAAAACAUGGAACAUGAAGAUAGUAGUGUAAGUUCAAGCUCGAUACAGGGAAGACCUGGGAUAGAACGUAGCUCAUCAACAGGACCAUCAAGGUUUGGAGGAAGUAGUGGGGGUGGUGGUAUGAUGACACUUGAUCUUCUGGGGAUUGGAGGACCAAGGCUUGCCCAUUUACAUGAACAGCAGCAUAAUCAGUUGCAUCAUCAACGAACGGACCUUGAAGCAAUGAGCCAGCAAAUAAUGCCAAUAAUGAAUCCCUUUCACCAGCAGCUUUCUCUUGGUGAUUCAGCAAUUGAAAAGCACAUAUGGGAUGUUUGACAAAUUACAAACUUUUGUUUUGUGAUUUAGUUUUAGUGCUACAUCCAUGGAAGAAUAGUCUUUAGACCACGUUCCGAGACAAGCAAACUUCCAGUUAAUAACCAAUAAUACGUCAGCAGUCUUGUCAAUGUAAAAAUGAGCCUGCACUUGAAUUACUGAUCUCAUGCAUAAUCUAAAGAGAUAAGCUCUUGCCCCUUUGUGAUA